This is a messenger RNA of Phasianus colchicus (ring-necked pheasant), 4011 nucleotides long. It is a transcript of the gene VIL1, whose product is annotated as villin 1. The record is from RefSeq and is a predicted model, not a curated record. Gene Ontology annotation, molecular function: actin filament binding; phosphatidylinositol-4,5-bisphosphate binding. NCBI's taxonomy places the organism in Eukaryota, Metazoa, Chordata, Aves, Galliformes, Phasianidae. Gene Ontology annotation, biological process: actin polymerization or depolymerization; regulation of lamellipodium morphogenesis; actin filament severing. Gene Ontology annotation, cellular component: cytoplasm; actin cytoskeleton; lamellipodium.
AGCCCCAUAUGCAACGCAUAUGCCCACUGCAGGGACCCCUGCUUGGGUCUCAUUGGAUGCUGAGGGGGACUGUGGAUACUCCCAUACUCAUUAAGGUGCCAGAGCGCCCAGUGUUGGGGGGGGAGCAAUAAGAGGAGUUUGCGUGCCCCCCCAGCACAGUCACCAGUGCCCUCUUUGGCCCCACGCCUCUCCUCCUUAAUGAAGCCUCUGUCCUCCUCCCCGGUAGCUGUGCUAAUUGCUGAGUUCGUUAGCGGCCCUGCGUGGGGCCCAAGGAAGGGGCUCACUGCUGCUGUCCCCUGUGCCACACCGACGGGACACGGGCAGCAAGCGGGGGCUGCGCACUCAGGUAAGGGGGCACUGGUGUGGGACUGCACUGUGGAGAGGGAGGGUUUGGGGGGACAGAAGGCGUUGGGGAGCCCAUCUCCUUGGCCUCGGGUGUCUCUUGUUCAUGCUUGAGCCAUCACCAUCCCUUUGGUGAUCCCUGGGGCUGCAAGGGCACAGGGUGCUGCUGGUGGCACAGUGCUGGCUCAGCAGGGUGGGGGCAAUUAUGCUGUGACAGUGCUGUGAUAAGCUUGGGAUAGGUGACGCCUUGGUGCCAGCAUUCCACAGCCCCUCCUGCACCUCCAGGGCCACCCAAACGCUAUCAGGCAGAAUUAGGGUGGAAAAGGGCAGGGAUGAAAGGGCUAGGGAUAGCUCAGUCUCAAAACACCAGUUGUUGCUGGAGGAGUAUCAGAACAACUGCAUUCUAACUCUCCUGGAGAGUCCCCAGUCCCCAUGGUGUUCUCUCUCUGGCCAUCACCUGCUCCAACUGAGGGACCUCUGGCCACAUCCAACCCAUGGGGACCCCCAGCGCCAGGCUGGUGAUGCCUUGGCACGCAGCAAAGCCAUGGAAUGAAACAGAAAGUGGAUGGUUACAGGCGGGAUCCGCCCCAUGCUGGCAGCCCCAUGCUCGGGUCCCCCUGCCUGCAGCCAACACCAUGGUGGAGCUCAGCAAAAAGGUCACCGGGAAGCUGGACAAGACCACACCAGGCAUCCAGAUAUGGAGAAUUGAGAACAUGGAGAUGGUGCCGGUGCCCACCAAAAGCUAUGGCAACUUCUACGAGGGGGAUUGCUAUGUGCUGCUGUCGACACGUAAGACUGGGAGCGGCUUCAGCUACAACAUCCACUACUGGCUGGGUAAGAACUCAAGCCAGGAUGAGCAGGGGGCAGCCGCCAUCUACACCACGCAGAUGGACGAGUAUCUGGGCUCUGUGGCUGUGCAGCACCGUGAGGUCCAGGGCCAUGAGAGCGAAACGUUUCGUGCGUACUUCAAGCAGGGUCUCAUCUAUAAGCAGGGUGGGGUGGCCUCAGGUAUGAAGCACGUAGAGACCAACACCUACAACGUCCAGCGCCUGCUGCAUGUGAAGGGCAAGAAGAACGUGGUGGCUGCAGAGGUGGAGAUGAGCUGGAAAAGCUUCAACCUGGGCGAUGUCUUCCUGCUGGACCUUGGCCAGCUCAUCAUUCAGUGGAACGGCCCUGAGAGCAAUCGUGCUGAGAGGCUGAGGGCGAUGACCCUGGCCAAGGACAUUCGGGACCGAGAGCGUGCAGGACGUGCGAAGGUUGGUGUGGUGGAAGGAGAGGACGAGGGGGCCUCACCUGAGCUGAUGCAGGCCCUGACACACGUGCUGGGGGAGAAGAAGAACAUCAAGGCAGCCACACCUGAUGACCAAGUGCACGAGGCACUCAACAGUGCCCUCAAGCUCUACCAUGUUUCUGAUGCCAGUGGGAACCUGGUCAUACAAGAGAUAGCAAUUCGCCCCUUGACUCAAGACAUGCUCCAGCAUGAGGACUGCUACAUCCUUGAUCAAGCUGGUCUCAAGAUCUUUGUGUGGAAGGGCAAGAAUGCUAACAAGGAGGAGAAGCAGCAGGCAAUGAGCAGGGCCCUGGGCUUCAUCAAAGCCAAGAAUUACCCGGCCAGCACCAGCGUGGAGACAGAAAAUGAUGGGUCUGAGUCCGCUGUUUUCAGGCAGCUCUUCCAAAAAUGGACUGUUCCCAACCAAAUCAGCGGGCUGGGCAAGACCCAUACUGUGGGCAAAGUGGCCAAGGUGGAGCAGGUGAAGUUUGAUGCCACCACAAUGCAUGUCAAGCCUGAAGUGGCUGCCCAGCAGAAGAUGGUGGAUGAUGGAUCUGGGGAGGCAGAGGUCUGGCGGGUGGAGAACCAGGAGCUGGUGCCCGUGGAGAAGCGGUGGUUGGGUCAUUUCUACGGUGGGGACUGCUACCUGGUGCUCUACACCUACUACGUGGGGCCCAAGGUGAACCGUAUCAUCUACAUCUGGCAGGGCCGCCACGCCAGUACGGAUGAGCUGGCCGCCUCAGCCUACCAAGCUGUCAUCCUGGACCAGAAGUACAACAACGAGCCCGUGCAGGUGCGCGUCACCAUGGGCAAGGAACCAGCCCACCUGAUGGCAAUCUUCAAGGGCAAGAUGGUGGUGUACGAGAACGGCUCCUCAAGGGAAGGCAACACGGAGCCGGCAUCCUCCACUCGGCUCUUUCACGUGCACGGCACCAACGAGUACAACACCAAGGCCUUCGAGGUGCCCGUUCGAGCUGCUUCUCUCAACUCCAACGAUGUCUUUGUGCUCAAGACACCCGGCUGCUGCUACCUCUGGUAUGGCAAGGGCUGCAGUGGGGAUGAGCGUGAGAUGGGCAAGAUGGUGGCCGACAUCAUCUCCAAAACUGAGAAACCAGUGGUCGCUGAAGGGCAGGAGCCACCUGAGUUCUGGGUAGCUCUGGGCGGCAAGACCAGCUACGCCAACAGCAAGAGGCUACAGGAGGAGAAUCCCUCUGUGCCCCCCCGGCUCUUUGAAUGCUCCAACAAGACAGGCAGGUUCUUGGCCACUGAAAUUGUCGACUUCACCCAGGAUGAUCUGGACGAGAAUGAUGUUUACCUGCUGGACACUUGGGACCAGGUUUUCUUCUGGAUCGGGAAAGGUGCCAACGAGUCAGAGAAGGAGAAUGCAGCAGUGACAGCACAGGAGUACCUGCAGAGCCACCCUGGCAACCGUGACCUCGACACCCCCAUCAUUGUGGUGAAGCAAGGCUAUGAGCCCCCCACUUUCACCGGCUGGUUCAUGGCCUGGGAUCCCCUCUGCUGGAGUGACAAGAAAUCCUAUGAUGAGCUGAAAGCUGAGCUGGGGGACAACGCCAGCAUUGGGCACCUUGUGUCAGGGCUCACUUCCAAGAAUGAGGUCUUCACAGCCACCACCACACUUGUCCCCACCAAGCUGGAGACCUUCCCAUUGGAUGUGCUAGUGAACACUGCAGCUGAGGACCUGCCCCGGGGUGUGGAUCCCAGCAGGAAGGAGAAUCACCUCUCUGAUGAGGACUUCAAGGCUGUUUUCGGUAUGACCCGCUCUGCCUUUGCCAACUUGCCCUUGUGGAAACAGCAGAACCUCAAAAAGGAGAAAGGACUCUUCUAGGAGGGGAGGCUCAGCCUACAGCCAUCCCAAGCAAGCAGGUUAUUUUUACUAAAUAAAAUGGAUUUGGAAUGGGGCUUUGUGUGCUUCUCUGUCCACCCCAGCACCUGCAGCUCAGGACUAAAGGUCUCAUACACAGCCCCAGGCACUCCCUCUGUUAUCAGUGAGCUCAUGCAUAAAACUCAGUAAAUACUUGGCAGUAUCAAAGGUAAAAGCGACAAGCCAUGGUACGGGAAGCACAGGGACAGCACCUGCUGGGACAGCAGGCAUGGGGCAGGGCCUAAGGGGGGCAAUGGGGGAGCAGAGUCACAGAGGCAGCAAUGUGGGGUGCAGCACAUGCCCUACAAGGGUUUUAGAAUGCUGUCAGCUGGACUGGGGCAGGCAGCAAUAAGAUUUCAAACCAAAAGAGGGCUGAUAAAGGUUUUAAUUUCACAAAAAAAAUCUAUCUACACAUUGUUUAAAAGGCAGGGGGAGGGGAACAAGAGCAAAAUCUGUAAAGAAUAAGAGAGGAACAGGUCUGCUAAAACACAGAGAAAAGUGCUGCUCCACAUCAACA